Cryptosporidium ubiquitum is the source of this 840-nucleotide messenger RNA. RefSeq lists its product as uncharacterized. NCBI's taxonomy places the organism in Eukaryota, Apicomplexa, Conoidasida, Eucoccidiorida, Cryptosporidiidae. The transcript has a single exon. Bases 1 to 840 code for a protein of 279 amino acids. The record is from RefSeq and is a predicted model, not a curated record.
AUGGAUUUAAAUGACAUUACAGCAACUGUUAAAACUGCGUUCUGUAAUACCCAAAUUGCAGAGGCAUUUGCUGCCGCUGUAGUAGCAUCUUCUAAAGGGAAGGAAAAUAUUAUUCAGGAGAGUUAUGAUUUAGAGAUUCAGAAACUGUCAAAUGAACUAAAGGCAUUAAAAAGCUGUAUAAACGAUAUGCAACAAUCAUUUUUAAAUAAAUUUGGUGCGGAUUCGAAUCCAAUAGAAACUUAUGAAAUUAAUGAUAAUGUUUCAGAAAAGAACGGUGGUAUGAGUAAAGAAUUUCAGAAUAGGGAAUGGGAAACUAUGCAAAAAUAUAUUUAUGAACAUUUCAAAAAUCAAACAGAAAUACAGACAAAAGUUAAGGAAAUAGAAGAUUAUAUUAUUCGUGGAAAAGAGGAUUUCUCGUUAAAGAAAAGUGAAAUCAACUCUCUCGAAAAGAAUCUAGAAGUUAGUACUGAACAUAUUACAACUCUAGCAUAUUUAAUAGAGAAUCAAAAGGACAGAAUCGAUGUAUUAGAAGAAAAAAUUGGUAUAUUAGAGGGAAAAAUAAACUGCUUAGAUGAAAAGUUCAUUACAAAUUUUAAAAUAUUAGAAAACGUGUCACAACUAACAGAUCUAAUUACGAAUACCCUUCAAGCCCAAUCAAAAUCAUGGGAGGAUUUUUGUAAGACUUCUAAGAAAUUAAGUAAGGACGCUGAUUAUCUAAUAAAGAAGAAUGCUGGUACUUUUGAGGAAAAUAGCACCGUGGAUGAACUUGCAUUACUAUUUAAGAAGUUUAUUGACGAAAUACAGCAUAUUCGACCAGUCAAUUUUGUUCCGAAAUUCUAA